GAAGGAGGGGCGACUCUAAUGGAGCAUCUCAGCCCAACCGAUCCAGCACGCCACAAAUAAACAACAUCAGUUCUUCACGAGCGUGCCAAAUUUGUACUUCUUGUCUGUCGCAUUGCGCCGCAGCUGAGCUUUGCGUAUUCGCUCAUUGAGCAGAUCGUCUGGGCUUGUGUUUAGCGGCUGCUUGGAGCGCAGAGGCCCAGAGGAAAGACGGCGGACCAGUGAGUGUGCAAACACCAGCGCAUCUGACCCUCACGAACACCGAACAUACAUGAUCCAACCGCGCUCUUUACACCACUGCGAGCCUCGGAAUACAUUUGUCUGAGAAUAUGUAACAAACGUCACCAUGACGUCCAGAUUUAGUAAAACGUACACUCGGAAGGGUGGACAGGCCAGCUCGAAGUUUGAUGAGGUGUUUUCCAAUAAGAAGGCCACUCUCAGCACCAAAUGGGGAGAGACCACCUAUAAGGCCCAGCUGGGGGUCAAACGGCCCUUAUUCAAACCAGAGGUCCCAGAUCUGACCAAACAACCUCGAUUUGACGAUGACGAUAGCUCAGAGGACCCAUUUGGAUUUGACAGCGAUGACGAGUCCAAAACUGUAACGUCCAGAGGUACUCCCCAGUCUGAGGUGGACUCGGAUGUUGCUGGGACUGGAAAUGAGCAGUCCAAGACAGCACAGACAGAAAAGCCCAGUGUGGCCAUGACGGUGACCAGUGAAGGCACCCUGGGGAGCAUCCCGAGCAUUGAAAGAGGUGUGCUUGGUCUCAGCAGCCCAGCUAAAACGAUUCUAGCUUCAUCACAUGUCUCUGGUACCGAAGGAGCUUGGAACAAAUCCAGUCUCACAGUAAGCAAACCUCUCUCACAGCCUUCAAGUAUAAAGACCCCCAGCAGCGACUUCCCCGAUAACUGGGACUCUCCUGGGGUGGACUCACCUCCAGGGGCUGGGGAGCACAGCUUUACCCAGGCUGGGAACUCCUCUGAUGGGCUCAAGAGCUCAGAGCAGUGCCCCGCAGGGCCUGAACCUGUGUUGGAACUUGUUGACUUUGAGCAGCUUCCUCUUCUUAAACCAGCCAGUGAUAGAGUGUACCGACGACCCAACCGGAAUAAAGGGCCAGAUAGUUUUGCAGCCGGUGAUGCACUGAGCCCUGCAGUUGGUCCUACACCAGUUGUGGGAUCUACACCAGAACCUGCCCCAGUGAAGACCACCAGCUCAGGGGUUGCUGGGAGUUCAGAGAUCAAGCCCGCAGGUCGGGGAAGGGUUAGGGACUACACCGUUCUUCACCCAUCCUGUGUGUCGGUGUGUAAUGUAACCUUCCAGGACUCGAUAGAAAGGAGUGUGGAUGAGUUUGUGAGCCCAGCUCCUGCCGACAUGGGAGAUGUAGGAACAUUCAGGAGGAAAACGGACACACAACCUGCGAAGCCUACCAGGUUCAGGCCCACCCAGAGUAAAACUAAGAAGGAGACGAAACUGGAGUUUUUUGGCUUUGAGGCUCAGGGCGCAGAUGGAGAGGCCACAGUGUCUGGCAGCACCAGCUACAAGAUCAAAUACUUUGGUUUUGACGAUCUGAGCGAGAGUGACAGUGACGAAGAGGAAGACUCUGCAGCUAAACAGAGAAAGAAGGAGAAGAAAGCUGCAACAGCAUCCCAGUCAGCCAGCCCGAACAGUCCCCAGAUCAGCUAUUCUCAGGAGAGUCAACAGAGUGAAAGCAGCACAAAUACAGAUUCUCAAGAGUCGUUGGAUGAGACGGGCUCCAUUGGGUCACAGAAAGAGCGGCAUGGAAAGCAGACCGACAAGUCAAAGGAGAUCGGACGCAAAAUCUUCAGUGGGCCUAAAAAAUCUCCUUCUAAAGCUGUGUAUAACGCUCGUCACUGGAAUCAACCCGAGCCAGAGGAAGUGCCGCCUUCUGCUUCCUCCCACACUGUGACUGUACCUAAGGCCAGUGUGUCAGGUGGCAGUAAAGACACAAAUUCCCAUAAAGACGAUGGCGUGUUUAAAGCUCCACCCCCUCCUCCUAAAGUCAUCAAGUCUGUCACGAUCCCCACUGAGCCUUAUCAGGACAUUGUCACUGCUCUCAAAUGCAGGACGGAGCACAAGGAGUUGUACACGGUGGUCCAGCAUGUGAAGCACUUUAAUGAUGUGGUGGAGUUUGGGGAGAAUCAGGAGUUCACUGAUGACUUUGAGUAUCUGGAGACGGGCUUGAAGAGCACACAACCCCUCAACACACGCUGCCUUAGUAUAAUCAGUCUGGCUACACGCUGUGCCAUGCCAAGUUUUCGCAUGCACCUGAGGGCUAGAGGGAAGGUGGCUCAGGUCUUUAAGAUGCUCAGUGAUGCCCAACAACACCCGAACUUGGCUCUGUGCACGGCGUCUCUGAUGUACAUUCUCAGCAGAGACCGGCUGAACAUGGAUCUGGACCGGUCCUGUCUGGAGCUGAUGAUCAGGCUGCUGGAACUAGAGCAGGACGACUCCGUAGCAGAUCAGCUCACGGCUAAAGAAAUGAGCAAAGUUAAAGAGAAGAUCCGCAAACUCUGUGAAACAGUCCACAACAAACAUUUAGACCUGGAGAAUAUCAACACGGGCCAUUUAGCAAUGGAGACGCUUCUGUCUCUGACGUCAAAGCGAGCAGGAGACUGGUUUAAAGAAGAGCUACGUCUACUGGGGGGACUGGACCACAUCGUAGAUAAAGUAAAAGAGUGUGUGGAGAACUUGAGUAAAGAGGAGGAUAAGGAGAGUCUGGUGGCAUCCUUAUGGGGAGCAGAGCGCUGUUUACGGGUUUUGGAGAGUGUUACGGUUCACAACCCCGAGAACCAAGCUUAUCUGAUCGCCUACAAAGAGUCCCAGCUCAUUGUGUCUUCGGCAAGGGCUCUGCAUUAUUGUGAACAGAUGAUACAGCGCUACAGCCGAGAGGUCUCUUCAUCUAGCUCCGCCCUCCCGCAGUGUAGUCAUAUCAAUGUGGGUAAGGCUGUGGAGGAUUGUAUGAGAGCUGUUAUUGGAGUUCUGCUCAACCUUACACACGAUAAUGAGUGGGGCAGCACUAAAACAGGUGAACAGGAUAGACUCAUACUGACUGCUCUAGACAGCGUUCUGAAUGUUCCUCGUUAUUUGCCUCAGGAGCAGAGAUUUGACAUCCGUGUGCUGGGUCUGGGUCUGCUGAUAAACCUGGUGGAGUACAGCGCUAGAAACAGACACGGUUUGGUGGAAAUGGAGGUGGAUGUGAGCUACCUGACGGAUACACAGGGAGACAUGAGGACAGAGAAUAACGUGAAGUCGGAAGGAGAGGAGGGGAAGACAACGGAGGAACAAAAGGAGGAUAAAACCGAGGAAGAGGACAAGAAGGAACCCACAACACAAAAGUCGUCAAACGCCCUGGUGGCUCUAGUGCAGUUCUUUCUGGAAAGGGAGCGAGCUGCUGUUCUAGCUGAGGCACAGACUGAUGACCUCAUCAGCGAGACACCAAAGUCUCAGGCAGACCAGAGCGGAGAGUGGCAGGAAACUUCCGGAGAGAUCCAGUGGGUCGCUUCGGAAACUAACAACACAAAUGAUAAGAAAGAGGAGGAGGAAGAGGAGCUUGAUCUUAAUAAAGCCUUGCAGCAUGCUGGGAAACACAUGGAAGACAGCAUUGUGGCAUCAUACACAGCUCUUCUGCUAGGGUGCUUAUGUCAGGAGAGUCCGAUGAAUGUGAAAACAGUGCGGGAAACCCUUCCUAAGGGAGAUUUCUCUAUAAUGACUGAAAUGCUGAAGAAAUUCCUUAAUUUCAUGAACUUGACAUGUUCUGUUGGAACCACAGGACAGAAAUCUAUCACACGGGUGAUCGAAUAUUUAGAGCACUGUUAGCAGAGGUGUCACAAUCCCCUCCCCAACCACCGGCUCUUCCGUGGGAUAAAUCUGGACCUGGCAACGUGCCUUAGGCCUUUCAGGACAGGAUGCAGCAGCUUCGGUGGUAAAGGUGGUGUGCGUCGCUACGGUCACGUCACUUAAGUGACUCGCACUGGAGAGACUUGCUUCAUUCUUUUAGUUUUUACGUUAUGUUGUCUGUGCUGUCUCUCUCUCUCUCUUGUUCAUACACACUCACAAACUAUGUGUUUCCAUAAUGGUUGUUUUUAAAGCACUGAUCCUCAGUUAAAAUUAUGAUUUGUGCUCUGUUAUGGAACAAAAGAAUGAUUUUAAACUUGACCAUGAUUUAAGCUUAAAUAUUUUCUCUUUAUCAACAGUUCUAAACCAUUUCACAGUCAAUAUCAAGCCUACUAGUAACAUAUUGAUAUCUGAAACACCAUGUGUGGAAAAAUAUGUUGAUGAGGUCAUAAGAUGCGUGCUGAACCAAAGAUCAAACCCCUUUAGACAGGCAAACAGACUCAAUUUGAAAGUGAGGUUCUCAGAUGAAUGUUGUUGACAGAUUUCAUUGGCAUCAGAGGUUAGUCAGUUCAUCUGUUUGUUGAACCACAAGAGAACCAUCUUUAGUACAGAUAUCCCAGACACAAGCUAUUUCAAAGCAAAGCACAUAUACUAGAUUUCUUGCUUAGCUCUGUCCUGCAAAAAUGAGGACAACACCAUUUGUUCCUGUAUGGAUUUCUGUGGACUCCUUAUGAAAUUAUGUUUUAAAUAACCAUGUUUCAAUCAUUGUUUCUUUCUUUUGCAAAUACAAUGCAAUUUAUCUGUUGUGUUUAAUUUCUUUUAAAAAGUGACACCAUGACAACAGCAAACUUUUUUAUUUUACCUAUUUUAUUUUAUCUGUGGAGGAUUUUAGAAAUUAGUUUUUCUUGGCUUUUCACUUCCUCUGAUCAUUCACAGGCUCUUUUAGAUAAUUAUUUGUGAAAAAUCAUCAUCUUACUAGAGUAACCCAUGAUUUAAAUAGUCGCAUCAAAUAUAGACUUUCCCCCCCUUUUAUUUAAUUGUGUUCUUUUUUUAUUUUUUUUAUUUUUUUUUUAUUAGUUUUGAAUCGGUGCUGUGUGAUCCCCAUUUUAUGACAUGUUAUGAAAAAAAAAACCAGCACUUAGAAAUUGUUUUAGUGUUUUAUUGGGUUUUUAAAUGAUUCCAUCAAAAAUGUUUAUCUUCUGUUAAUUUAAACAACACUCUUGAUUUUAAUAUAAUAGAUUGAGAUUUUAUUGUUUUAUAAUUUUAUGACAGAAUUGCUUUCUUUACCUUUAAUGUGAUUUUAGGAAUAUUGUUUCUUAAUUGUGUUUCAAACAUAAUUCCAUCCUGUGUUUAUCUUCAGCUGAACGUGAUCCUGCAGAAUGGCUUGAAGCUGCCAAAAGGUUUUAGGGAGAAAAAAAGCUGCAUUUUUUUUUUUUUUUU
Messenger RNA from Myxocyprinus asiaticus (Chinese sucker), 5290 nucleotides. RefSeq names its product wings apart-like protein homolog. Gene Ontology annotation, biological process: regulation of chromosome condensation. The record is from RefSeq and is a predicted model, not a curated record. The transcript has 20 exons. Lineage: Eukaryota; Metazoa; Chordata; Actinopteri; Cypriniformes; Catostomidae. The coding region runs from base 344 to 3832 and encodes 1162 amino acids.